Molecule: messenger RNA, 3429 nt
Organism: Paramecium tetraurelia
Lineage: Eukaryota; Ciliophora; Oligohymenophorea; Peniculida; Parameciidae
Exons: 2
Biological process (GO): transmembrane transport; potassium ion transport
Cellular component (GO): membrane
Molecular function (GO): voltage-gated potassium channel activity
Source: RefSeq, a predicted model, not a curated record
AUGAUUUUACAACCUGUAAGUUCUGGCUCAAUAAAUAUCUCAGGAGAUAGUCAUUAAAAUGGACUUGAUCAUUAUUUGACAGAGUUGAAUAAUUAAAAUUUGAUGUAAGUCAGACGACCCAAUGAAGAUCAGAUUUUAGCAUUCAUUGAUUUUGAGGGACUUAAAGCUGAUAGAUUUAAAUAACACAAGACAGUUCCUGAUUAAAUUAAAGAUGAUAAAAGUAUUGGAAGCAAAGUAUUGCAUUAGGUUCGUAGGAACAGUGCAGAGUAAUCUGAAGAAUCACCUUUAAAGUAAUCACUUAGAGAUGAAUUCAUCCAAUAUGAGAGUCCUAAUAUGGAGCUAAAAAAAUUUGGGGAUACUGAAGAACACAGAAAGAGUAAGACUGUUAUUAGUCCUGCGAUUUAAUCAUCAAAAUCACCAAAACGAAAGAGUAAACAUUUUUCAAGAAUUUUCACAAAAAUUACAAAUAGAAUGCAUUUGGCAAGAAAAUUUGUUUAAAAAUUGAAAUCAUUAUCUCCGUUUUCAAGAAAGGUUAGCAAAUAACAAAUGUAAAUAAUAUAGGACUUAAGUUCUGAUAUUAAUAAUUCAAAUGAGAAAUACAUGAAUUAAAGUUAUAUAAAGAUGCAUGAUUCAGUUAAAUCAAAAAAGAAACUGAGAAGAAUAAAUAGCUUUCAAGCAUUUAUAGCAUUAAAAUCAUAUUUUAGUGUUUGUAAAUUAUAAACUGUUUUAAAUAAAAUCAAAAAUGGAACAAUAGAUCCUUAAGGGAAUUUCCUUUUCUUUUGGGAAUUAGUGAAAUUUUUCAUUACACUAUCGUCACUAUUCUAAUUAUCAAUACAAAUAUGUUUUAAUUUGAACGUUUUAAAUUGGUAUUUUGUUGCUGAAAAAGAGAAUUCAUAAAACAUAUUAAUAUUUAUGUUUAUAUAUUACUUAAUAGAUAUAUUUCUUGGAUUUAGGACAGGUUACUAUGAGAACGGAGAAGUAGUGAUAAAAUAUUAAAGAGUGGCAAGAAGAUAUUUCAAGACUUAUUUUUUUGUAGAUCUGAUAUCAAUCUUGCCAAUUUUUAUUAACAUUAUAUUGAUUCAAUCAUUUGAGAAUGAUAAUACUAUAAUUAAGAUAGUGAAUUGCUUAUCAUUUUUAAGAUCUAAUGCUUUAAGUAGAGUAUAUCAUUCAUUGGAAGGUAGAUUAUUGAGUAAUCCUCGAUUUGUUAUAGGAUAUAGAUUUUUGAGUGUUAUAGGAACAGUAUUUUUGUAUGCACAUGUAUUUGGAUGUCUAUGGUAUUUAAUGGCUUAAAAAAACCAUAAUAAUUGGAUAAAUAAAGCAGGAAUAGUGGAAGAUUCUUGGUUCGCUCUUUAUAGUUAUUCAAUCUAUUGGUCUGUGAUGACUAUGACUACAGUAGGAUAUGGAGAUUUAACACCAGCAAAUCAUGAAGAAGCCUUAUUUUGUGUUUGUACGAUGUUCAUAGCAAGUGUAGUUUUUGCUUAUUCAAUAAACACUAUAGGAAUGAUUAUUGCUGAAAUGAAUAAAUUUGAUGAGAAGAUAAAUGAGAAUAUGGCUAUAAUUAACAGAUAUAUGUAACGAAAGAACUUCGAAUAAUCUUUGCAAUUUAGAGUGAGACAAUAUUUACAAAAUUUAUGGACUUAAGAAGAUAAAUUUAGAAUAGUGGAUGAGAAUAAAAUUAUCAAUUGUUUAAGUCCAACAUUAAAAGAAGAAAUACAAAUAUGUUUAUAUGGUUAAUUUAUAACUAACAUUCACAUAUUUUACAGAUAUUUUAGUUAGGAAUGCCUAUUAGAGUUAACUAAGAAUGUUUAAGAAUAUAGGGUGGCACCAAAUUCUUAUGUAAUUGAGAAUGGUACUCAUGAAGGCAUAGCUUUGUAUUAAUUAGUAAGUGGGGAUGCUCAUAUGUUCGUAGAUCUGCAGGAUAGAAAAUAUUAUAUAGGUAAAAUGAAGCAAGGAGAUAUUUUUGGUCAUGGACCAUUUUUUAUGAAUACUUUGCAUUCUUAUAGUGUGAAAACUGAUAGUGCCUGUUCUUUUGCUUAUUUAUCAAAAUAGAUGUUUUUAGACAUUCUGUAAUCCCAUCCAGUAGAUUAUUAAACAUACAGGAUGAUAAUAGACCAGUGGACAUUCUAAAAUCAGAAAUUAGAUUUGGGAGUAAAAUGCAUUGGGUGUGGAGAGAGCGAGCACGAUCUAGAUCAAUGCAGCAAAUUACAUCUAAUAUUGAAUAAGAAAAUGUUAAUAGCAAAACAUUUAUUUUCUAUUCCCAAUAAACGAUUACCAUUCAAAAGAAAUAAUAGAAGGACAACAAAUGCAAAAUUUGGUCAAAGAUUAUUUGAAGAUGCAGUCUCCUUAUUUUAAGAAAAUAAUUUUUCAUUCUCAUCCGAUGAAGAGGAGCCAGAUGCUAGCCAACUUGAAAGGACUUAUCAAACUAAGAUGACGUAAGAAAUUAGAUAUUAAGAACAUACUUCGACUCAUAAAUCUUAAUAGCCAUUAUCAACAUAAUAACAUUAACAACCUAAAAAUGUGAGAUUUAGAAAAAGGUCUAGGUCUUUGAACUCUUUAAGUGUACAUUCUGAAGAAGAAUCUAAAUUCUAAAAAUCUAUGUCUGGAAUCAAAUCGAAUGAUUCCCAAUUAGAUAAAAUAAGUGGCAUUCCUGUUAGGAUAUAACAAAUACCUAGCUCAUAAUUGUCUUAGAGUUCAUUUAACGUUUUUCUCAAAGAGCAUCCUAAAAGAAAGAUCUCUAAAUAGUAGGAUUCUGAUAAAUAUUCCAAUCAUUCUAUUGGUCAACGGUAAUAACAACCAAUACACCUAUCUUAACAAUUAUUACAUAAAUCUAGCAGUUAAUCUAGUAGUGGUAAUCUGCCCUAAAGUAGCAUGGGUAUAGCUCUAGUACCCAAUACAUCUCCUCCUUUAUUCUAAUAAGAUGAAAAACAAUUGUAUUAGAGGAAUAAUUUUGAGGAUAGCUUAUACAUCACACAGGAUAGAAAAAAGAAAUCUCAAAUUGGAACUAACUAUUCCAAUACUAAAUCUAUGAAGAGUCCUUUAUAAGCAAUACCUUCUGUAGGAGAGAUCAAUGAAACAGAAAAAUUUAAUAAUAAUCAUUUGAAAGAGGGCUCUUAUACCUCAAAAUAAUUAUCUAUGCAAAGUAGAUCAAGAAGCUAAAGAUACACUAUUUCAUUAAGAACUGAUAGUUAAAAAAUUAAGGAAGAUACUAAACAUGACACUCAGAAACACGAUUUUAAAUAUCGAACUGAUACUUAUAGACAAUACAAUGAAAAUAAUAGUCCAUUAAAUGAAGAACAGUUUCACAAUAAAUUUGAAUAAGCUUGUGAUCUUAAAUCUUAUUAUCCACAAUAUAACAAGGAUUAGAUUAUUUAAAAAUAUAAAAGACAACAACUCAAAAAAGUAACUUAUUCCUAUUAAUUAAAAUUUUGA